AUGUCGCGUCAUUGCUUUAGCAAUAAUUUUCAUAUUGGAUAGGAGACUUCUCCUGUUUUUCGUUUGUGACCAUGGCUGAUUUUCCAGACUGGAGGGUUGAAUCCCCAGAGGAUUCUGCAUUUAAAUGGCUUUGCGAGGGUCAAUAUAUGAAAGCAAUUCUCUCUUUUGAGUCCUGGAUCCUGCGCACAAAACACACUUGGACUGAUGAUAAGGAAAAGAAACUUGGUGACCUUUAUAGAGGACUAGCCGAAGCAUAUUGGCACGUCCACUGUCCUGAUGAUGCUUUAGAGCAGAUAUUACGCUGCGUAUGGGAGAACUGCCACGAAUUUUCUGAGAGACACGUGAGCCGUUGGACAAUACUUGCUGAUAAACAGGUUGAGAAUCCAGAGUUUAAGCUCAAAGGCUAUCAGAUAGCACUUCAGUUUGUUCCACCUCAUGACCUAUUCAAAAGGAGCCAUCUGCUGUCAAAAAUGUUGCUGUUUUGCUGCGAGUCUGGGUCAUCCUUCCAAACCAUGGCCGGUUUGUUUAUGUGCGCAGCGAACGAGAUAGAAGUUUGUGAACAAGAGGACCUCGCAAAAAUUUGGUUGGAUUGCGGAAAAAAGAUUCUACCAUUCAGAGAUUCUUUGAAGAUAUCUGUUGAGUGCUUUACUCUAGCACAAAGGUUUUUGCCAAGUGAUGAGGACAAGAUGAAAGCCCGGCUCUGCUUUCUAAGGGCAAAGACUAUUUUAUCUAUUGGUGAGUCCAGUCAGUAUGCUCAAGCAAAGAAGGAUGCCCAGACGUAUGUUGCACUCCGCCCUUCUAAGACGAAGGGCUACUCACUGUUAUGGGAAUGCUCUCUUCGAUGCCAUAAUUAUAAAGAGGCACUUGUGAAUUUUGGAAUAGCGCAGGAAACUUUGAAAGACCGACAAGAGGAGAAAUAUCAAGAAUUUUACAAGUUUUUUACAUCAGCCGUAUCACAGAAAGCAUCUGAAGUAUUCAAAGAAGAAUGUCCUGUCGCUGGCUGCUUAGUGGAAAGACUUAUUAGCGAGUGCGCUGCCAAAGAAACCGUUAAAUACCUAUCAGUUCUCUUCCUUGACGGCUGUUGGGCCACUACAUGCGAUGCCUCUUGUGUUCCACUGGACAGGGUAUUGAAAUCUGACAUAGAAAACCGCGAUGAAUUAGUCAAAAUCCUCCUGGAAAAGAAAGCACUUCCAAAUGGUCUUUUAAACAGAAGUAAAUCCCCGCUGUCAAUCUGCAUAGAGGAGGACUGUUUGGACUUGGCAUUGAUUCUUUUACAGUACGGAGCUGAUGAAAAAGAAUUAGUGCAAAAAGAUGGAGAAACUGCUUUACAUGCUUCCUUACAAAUUGCCUUGAAUUCGAAGAAAGGCAACUUAGAAAUCUUCCAGUUCUUUCUCGACGGAAAAAGAUCUGAUGCCGUCGAUGUACAGGACAAGGAUGGGAACACUCUUCUGCAUUUACUUUGUCAAGGAAGGAUGAACUCUAAGAAACGGGAAGCCAUGAAUCUCGUUCUUAGAGCAGGAGCAAAUACGUCAAUCGUAAACAACAAAGAGGAAAGCCCCAUCGAUCUUCUCUGUAAACAGAGAUUUUUCAAUGAUGAAAGAAUAACUUUACUGUCCUCUGCUUCGGAAUGCUUUGAAAGCUCAUCAUCAUGUGAGACGAACACUCCAGAGCAAGAAAGUAAAAACGAAGGCAACGAGGUGGAGGGAGAGAGAAAUUUAACAGAACGAUCGAAGAAUAUUUCACGUAAGAGGAAAAUUGAUAAAAAAGCAACUUCCAAACAAUCUGUGCUUUCUACAAAUUCUAUCGUUGGUGUCCAAACGGAAUCUUUGUCCGUUAUUCGUAGAGAUAUAGGGUCGAUGAUACAAAAUUUGGAUAUCCGUGAUUGGAUCAAGAAAAAUGAAUCCACAGAAGUGGUCGAGAGGAGCGAAAACCCAAAGAAUGAAAGUGGUCAAACUCAAAGUGAUAGCGUCAUGCAGUUAAAACUCACGAGCGAUGAUAGAGGAUUAGUGCAAGAAGAUGAAUCACGAUCGUUUCUGAGGGAUGAAGAACAAAGUUCUGGUAUUUCUGAUACAACAGAAUAUUGCAUCAAGGGAGCUUUCGAAGGACUGCCAUGGGAGGUGGAGUGCACUGCAGAAGUACGGAAAGUGUUAGAAAGCGAACGUCUGGAGCCGUGGAAGAUAAAGCUCUUUGUCGAGAAAGUGGGAACUCUAGCUCUAGGCCGGCACAACUGGUCCCAGGAUCUCUGUAAAAUUCUGAAGGGUGUACCAAAGAACUGUGGAAUGCGUCUUUAUGAAGCGAAACUGACAAAAGCUGCAAGAAUCAUCUGGGAAUGUGCAGUUGCUUUCUCUCCCCAAUAUUCAUACGAGGACGAGAAAGGAAAAGUCACGAUUUAUUCAGAGGUUAUCCGUGUAUGGGAUAUUGUGUUUGAUCAUGAUAACAUCUCACGCGCUAAAGAUAACAUUGUUACAUCAUUCAUCCGAGGAAAGGAAGGCGUGGCGAGGAAGGAACUUAAACGACUUCAGUCACCAGACCAAGGCCCUAAUCUUUACUGUAGGCGUUCACGCGAUUUCCUAUCUGGUUACCCCACUCUACUUGCAGUACCAAAAGAGAAUGUACCCCGUAACGAAGCAAAUGAAGAUCAAGUGACUUUUUUCCCCCCUGUUAGUCAUAACGACAACGAGUACCAAGUACUGAAAUUUUACCACCUGUCUACAGCAAUGAUUCAGACAAUACUGAAACAGCAACCAUGUCAUGUAGUCCUUGACUUUCCAUUUCGAGUAACAGAAGAGGAGCAUGCCAUCAUUAACUUUGAACCUUUCCCCCAGAGUUCCAUCAUCUUGAUUGGACGCAGUGGUACGGGAAAAACGACAUGUAUUCUUUAUCGCCUGUGGAGAGAUUUUGAAAACUAUUGGGGGAAUGCUGUUAAAAGUGGACCACUAAUGCCUAAGAAGAUUGGGUUUCUUCCUGAAGACCAGUGGGACUCUGAUUCAUCAAAAGUAAAUGUACCAGCUGGCAGACAACUUGAUGAAAAUGAAGAUGGCUGUAGCAGAGAAGUAACUUCGAAGGAUGACGACGGAAUAGCAUCAUUUCUGUCUCCAUCUCCCGAAUCCGAAGAGUCCUUGGAGCAUUUCCACCAGCUGUUUGUAACCAAAAAUGGUGUCCUCUGUCAACAAAUCUCAAAAAAUUUCAUUGCUUUGAGCCACGCGUCUUCAUUUGUGGAACAUUCAACUAAGGCAUAUACAGUGAAACCAGUGAAACUGCAAGAGAUUGACGACUCGGCUACUGGCUGGCCCCAGUUUUUGAAUGCACGUGACUUUUACGUCAUGUUAGACGCCUCCUUGCCUGAACCUUACUUCUUUCCACGAAAUGACGAUGGGAGUCUGGGUCCAAGGGCCCAAAAUUGGGGCGAAGAAGAUAACAGGUUCUCCGACAUUCCACUCCUCGAGGAAGACGAUGCUAAAGACGACUCGGAUGAGGAAGAUGAACACACAGAGGUUGAAAUAUCCAGCUUAGAAAAGGACAAAGAAAUGGUGCUUGUAAGCUACGACAUUUUUGAAAAACAAUUAUGGCCAAUGAUGUGCAAGAAAAAGAAAGACGUGAACUUCCAUCCAUCCUUAGUAUGGAUGGAGAUACGAUCAUUUAUUAAAGGCUCAUACGAAGCUUUGCAUACAAAGAACGGUUAUCUUUGCUCAGAAAAAUAUCAAGAAAUCGGGCAAAAGAGGGCUCCAAACUUCACAGCAGACAGGGAGGCAAUUUACAAGCUGUUCUUAUCUUACGAGAAAGUCAGAAAAUCAUCUAACAUGUUUGAUGAAAACGACCUUGUUUUCGAUCUGUACCGCCGACUGAGGCAGGGCGGAGUUCCUGACUGGUCAAUUCACAAGUUGUACGUGGAUGAAACACAGGACUUCACACAGGCAGAGUUGAUGCUGCUAAUAAGCUGUUGCCGUGAUCCCAAUGGCAUCUUUCUCACUGGAGAUACCGCCCAAAGUAUAAUGCAAGGUAUCUCCUUUAGAUUCGAAGAUCUUCGUUCACUCUUCUAUUACAUGAAAAAGAACUGCAAAGAUGAAGCAGCACAAACACAAGUCGUGGUUCCCGAACUAAAGAAACUCAUUUGGAACUACCGAUCACACAGCGGAAUUCUAAAUUUGGCGUCCAGUGUCGUUAGCAUUCUACAGGAAUAUUUUCCUGAGUCGUUUGACAAACUGGAUAAAGACCAAGGGCAGCUUGAUGGUCCCAAGCCAGUACUCCUUGAAUCGUGCAGUCCGUCAGAUCUUGCGAUUAUUCUUCGUGGAUAUAAACGUAAGACAACUGCCAUUGAGUUCGGCGCUCAUCAAGCUAUCCUUGUGGCCUCUAACGAAGCAAGAGAACGUCUUCCAGAGGAGCUUAGUCACGCACUUGUGUUGACGAUUUAUGAAGCAAAAGGACUGGAAUUUGACGACGUCCUUGUCUACAAUUUUUUCAAAGACUCGAAGGCAAGAAUCGAGUGGGGGACAGUAACGCACUUUCUCCUGAAUGUAAGCGUAUCUGAAACCGGCAAUUCAUUGGAAUUCCAAUCUCGACCUGUCCUUUUUGACCCAGACCGACACAAACUGCUAAAGGCUGAGUUGAAGCAGCUGUACACAGCUGUGACUCGAGCUCGAGCGAAUGUUUGGUUCUUCGAUGAGGAUGAAGAAAACCGGCGACCAGUGUUUGAGUAUUUCGAGCAACUUGGCUUAGCGGAAGUCGUCUCCCUGAAAGAAGAGGGAGAAGGAAGUACAUCUGGAAACCAGCCAUUGGAGAAAAUGUUCCCUAAAGAGUCGUCUUUGAUGGAAUGGCAAAAUCAAGGAGAUUUUUUUUACAGCAAGAAACUUUGGAAUGUUGCAGAAAAGUGCUUUAAGAAGUCUGGAAAUGAAGACAUGAGCCGAAAAUGCAAAGCUUACCUACAGGCUGACUAUGCGCUAAGCCUUCGCAACGACCCACAACGACAGAAGGAUGAAUUCCUACGAGCAGCUUACCAGUUUCUGCAAUGCAAAAUGAUUCGGCAAACUAAAGCGUGCUUAUACAACGCUCGGGAACAUAGCCUUUUUGCAAGUCUACUACAAAAGCUUGGAAAGGAGAGGAAAGCCGCAACUGUGUUUGAAAGAAACGGACACUACUUGGAGGCAAGCCAGUGUCUGGAGGCGACAGCUGAUUACAGAGGAGCAGUUGAUACUCUCCUUCGUGGAAGUCUUUGCAACAAAGCUAUUGAGGUUGUAAAGCGUUUCAGCAAAUUAACUUCAGAGGAACAGAAACUGACCAAACAUCCAGGCAGAACUCUUGACGAAUUGUACUUGGAGUUAGCAGAGUUCAAUCGUAGACGAGGCAAUACAGCAGACAUGAGUUCUUCUCUUCAGCACGUUGAGUCCACCGAUACACGGAUUGAAUUUUUGAUGAAGCACCGAUUUCUCGAGGACGCUGUCAAGGAGUUAGAGAAGCUGGGUCGUUCAAGAGAAGCUGCAAAUAUCAUGAGAGAAAAUGGGUCAUUUUUGAUCGCAGCCAAGUAUGCUCAGACGUCUGGCAACUCAGUACUUGCAGCUGAUUGUAUCUUUGCCCAUGUGCGUGUCUCAAAGACAAUGACAGACGAGGAGCGACAAGCACGUUUAGAGGAGGCCAAGCAGCUAUACGAGGUGGCAAGAAAGAAAAAUAGUGUGGGUGAAGUUCUUUUAAGACAGGCGAAGCUUUCACGGGAUGCAAAGAAAGUAUUGCAGGCUAUGGAAAUAUUCUCCGAUCCAUCAGUCUCUAACACUUGCAGUAAUCUUGAAUGUGUUGAAACUCUGGUUGAGAUGGUUGGUGAUGAUUCGCAAAUUCUUGAAAAGAAAAACUGGACUCUGGUGAAACUGGUAGAAAACGUAAUAAAGCUCAUUUUCUCAUUGGAUAUUCCUGCUCCAGAUUUCAAGACACAGAAAGCACUGGAAAGAUGCGAGGAGCACUUUGGUAUCUACAGAGAGGGUGAUCCCAAAACAAGAGUGGUGAGAUUCAAAGAGGGUGAUCGUUUUCUUUCAAUUUCAUUGGCUUUAGAGAAGGAUACUCUAGCAGGCAGUAAAUGGGAAUUGAAUCUCCUGCACGUCCGAACACGAAUUGCAGAAAAUCUCCUGCACAGACUGAUCAAUCUGAUCCCUAAGGUUCGAAAAUUUUUAAGGAAAGAGAUCGACUCUCACAAGACAUGCCAGAUGUUUUUGGUUGGGAUGCCUUGUAGUGACGAGAGCUGUCAAUAUCAACACUGUCUCCCAACAAAAGAAAGCACAGAUAGUUUGUUCUGGGCACUUUCACACGAAGUUUAUCUUGACGCGCAAGCGAACGAUUUCUGGAAACUUGAAGAAAAAUAUUCAUCGCAUGAAACCGGUCAUAAUUUCGGAUCUCGAAGGCCACUCAGCACUUCUACUAAAGAAUCGGGGAAGCCUUUUCCGAAAGAUUCAUACCAGUCUUGCAGAAAUUUUCUUCAGUUUUUCUUUUCACCCAUUGGUAUUUCUUCAAGUAUCUGCUCGGGAAAGUACAUCUCUCUUGUGCGAAGUAGGAAAUUCAUCCAGCAAAGUCUAUACAAGUGCGUGGAUAAGUUAUGGAGAAGUGAACUUACAAGGCGGGAACGCAUUUCAGACAUCAACUGCUUCUUCACAGUCUCAAAUCUUUUGCAGUUGCUGGGAUCACCUCCGAGCACAAUUCUAUCUUGGAUUAAAAAGGAAGAGGAACAUUUCUGGAUUACCCUUCAGUAUGAGAGCCAGAACAGGAAGCCAAGAAUUCCACAAUCUGUCGGCAUGGUGAUAGAAGAAAACUCACGAAGAUGUACUUUGUUUAGUCGUUGGUGGGAAGUCUCGAAGCGUCUUCUCCAUGUUCACGGAAGAAUUUUGAAUUCAGGCCAUUAUGCUGUGCGGCGUUUCCUGAAGAUGUCGGUAAAUCCUGGAAAACAGCUCCCUUUUCCCGAUCCAAAGAACUUCCUUUCGAUUAUGGAAUACCAAUUUGUAGUUCAUGUCGCUCUGGCAAUCUUUGUUUCUUCACUUUCCCUCCGGGUUUGUCUUCCGAGAAGCUACUUAUCCGUCGUCAUUUUCUGGGACGCGUUAAACUGCACCACGAGGAACCACUUUGAAAUUCAUCGUGCGGUCGAAUUGUUCAGGUUCUCCUCAACUACUAUCGCCCGCGUGAAGAGAUUCCUUGGUGACACGAUCUCUCUCAUGUUGGGAGGGUACUCCCCAAAAUUCAACGUUCUCGACCACGUUUUACGUACGCAAUCUUGCAUUAACUCCGGGGAAACGGAACGUGCUGUAAUCCUGGUGCUCACCAUGCUUUGCAACUGUGGCCAGUUAUUGUCUACAGAAAACGAGAUCAUUCUCCUCAGGAACCUUUUCGCCCAAGUGCCCGAUGAAGUUAUUCUUCCAAAGAGAAUAAGCAGCUGCUUGGAACAGGUUCGACAAGCGAAAGGUCUCCGUCAAAUAGUAGCUAUCCUUCAAGACCUGUUAAAGAACAGAAAAGAAGAGCUUUGUGAUGUUUACUGGAGAUUUAGGACGAUUAGAGGGGACGAGGUGGACUUCAAAAGAUACAUCGACACUUUCAAUACAGACGCAGAUACCCUUUCGACACUAAUCCAUGAAACCCCUGAGCUCCCAGGAGACGACGCUUUGGAGCCUGAAGAGGAGCAUGGUCUUCAUAUAGAAGAGGAUCAACCUACAUCUGACUUGGACCCUUCGAGCAAUUCGAUGUUACAAGAUAUUGAAAAAGAAGAAGCCAUGCGGGCAGAAUUGUGGAAAAAAGAGAUGACAUCAGAAACGGGAGAGCAUGCGGAAGUUGAUUUCGGACAAUUUAUAACACAAAAUGAUAUAUCCUCUCCUUUCGUAAAUGCGAAAGUCGACAAAUCAGGUUGCGGUGUUUGCAAUGUUUUCUUCUCCAACGAACAAACCGGAAUCGAAGAAAACUUGGAACAGGCGAAUGAACCAGGUCAUUACGCCAACGACUUUGAAAGUCACCUGAGUGAGAAUAGCCCACAUUGGAAAAAACUUGAGCAAUUUAAUGCUUACGAAUACCUUAUCAUUCAAAAAGUAGUCCCACUCCAAUUUAUGUUUGAGACACUGGUCAAGAAAGUUGAAGAUCAACUAGAAAUAGCCGGAAAACAGAACAUGCCUUUAAGUAUCCUGAGCAACAUGUUAAAUAAAGUUAAGAUGACCCAUGCUGCUCUGCGAGAGCUGACCUCGACAAUUCAACAAGAGGGCAACUGGGCGGAAACCACACUUGUGGAGGGAGCAGUCAUGGCUUUGACAAAAUCCUUGGAAGCCUGCCAAGAGGAACUGCAAAAAGAAACUCAACCAAAAGAUCAUGACUCACUGAACUCAGCAAAAGACGUCGAAGAUGUAGAAGAUGUAGAGUACCUGCAUGUUCCGGGGCUGAAAAAGCGAAAGAACUAGGGAACCGAAAAAACAUGUUCUAACAUAGCGCGCGUGCUUGCCCUAUAUUAGUCCUAUUGAGCCGCUAUGAACAAAAUCCCUAUUUACGCACGCCCGUGCGUAAAUAAGAUGACGUGAGCAUUUUUUUUACCUGGCUUCAUAGUUUCCGUCCUGUUAAGCUUCAGUGCAGUUUUCCUUCUCUUUGAAAUAUGGAAGAAACCAGAGAAGAACUGCCCAAUUUUUCUAUCGGCAUUGACCUUUUAGGUCCUGAUCCAACAAGCAACAAAAAUAAAGCCGAAAAAAACUCGCAAGUUGCACGUUUCGCGAAUUUGUCGGAAGACCAGCUGCAGCAAAUUUAGGCCGAAAGACAGACAUUCACUAGAAACCAAAAAAAGUCACCAAUUGGUCAUUAACAACAUUUAAAGGUAAAAUAUUCCCCUUUUUACUGUCGUUUUUAAAUGUGUUCAACCUGGGGAAUAAAAUACACAGUUGUUAAUUGGGAAUUUACCAAAACCAAAACAAUCACAAUUGCACUCUAUCACAAUAAAAGGCUUCUUCGCGCAGAUUCUUGUUAUCGCUCUGUUAUAAAAGAAUUUUAUUGCUCAUGUUCUUAGCUGUACGUAUAUUGAGUUAUGGAUGCACUUGGGAAGUUUGGAGAGCAUUCAAAAAGCUAGAGUUGCUCUCGGCUGCGCCUUGAGCUACUCUUAAGCAUUUUUCGUGCUCUCCAAACUUCCUGCGUGCAUCCAUAACUCGAUAAACGCACGCUAAGCAUGAACAAAUUCUUAAUUUGCUCAGUACAUACCGCACAGUAGAGUAUACGUUUUCGUGCGCGCUGAAUGGCCAGCCCGAAAGUGACUAGCAAAUACUCUGCGAGCAGUUGAACGGACAAAAUCGCGCGUCAAGAGUUUUAUUUUGCGCAAUUUUCCGGUACAGUGAUAUAAUUAAACUAUUGUUUUGGUCCUUGUGUGGUAUAUACUAAAACAAUUAUUCACCUCAGAGUCGUUAAAAGUGGUGGAUAUUUGCCUCGCCCCUUUGCAGCCCGGUACAUACCCAUCACUAUUCGCCUCCACUUCGAUGAAUAAUUGUUAAUUGUUAAAUUUGUUCAUGCCUUACUUUUAAAGCAUUUAGUUUUACUUCGCAGCACUCAGUUACAUUGUUGCAUAAUUGAAAGGGGUGUGCGUCUGUGGAUUCUGAUUCGUUUAGGAGCCCUUUUGGACAUGGUUUUGUCUUAUAAAAUGUUACAUAGUUAGCAAUCUUUUAGGUUACUCUUUUGAUCAUUGGGUCACUGUCAACAAACAUAGAUUGGACAUUGGAACACGGUCAUAACAACUUGCUUUCAUGUUUUUAUUAGUUUCCUCACGAAGCAUGGAACAUCUGACAUGAAAUAGUCUAACUACUGCUUGUUCGGAACGAUAACUUUUUGAAAGAGAUCAUGAGCUGCUAGACUUCCAUUGCCUCGUCGUGUUAGAUCUAGACAAUUUUCACGGAUUCGACAUAACGUUUUACAGGAAUUUCCUGGAAAAGAAAGUUAGAAUAAUCUUUACAGAGUAAGCUUGGUAGAACAGAUCGACCCCAGCCCCCGCAUUCAUUCCUCACUACUACUUCAGUCUACCAUUAGCUUGUUAACAGCCAUUUUAAUUAACUUCCUUUAUCAGUGGCAGAUAUACCCAUGCCUGAACUGAGAAAGAAAAAACAUCAAAUGAGGAGUGGAAACUUGUUUUUGUACGUGUCGCCAAAGAUUAUUCGAAGCAUGAGGGAGAAUGGGAUGGGGUUGCUCUGUACUUGUCAAGAUAAGGGUUGAUUGAUUAUUCAUCUCGCCCCGAGUAAUGUGAUUAAAUGCAAUUUUUGUGAAUGACAGAUGCUUUGUGCAAAGAUAAAGAAGGCAACGAAAGAAAUGUGUAACGUGAAGAUGGUCCUGAAAUUGCUUUUUUUCUUAGAAGAGUUAGUGGAAAAUCCAACUGGAGAAUACUUACUCGAUCGUAGUAAACGUGUUUUACAAUUUGUAAUUAAAUAAACUAAGAUAUUUUAAUAGUAA
Pocillopora damicornis (cauliflower coral) is the source of this 10422-nucleotide messenger RNA. RefSeq names its product TPR and ankyrin repeat-containing protein 1. Lineage: Eukaryota; Metazoa; Cnidaria; Anthozoa; Scleractinia; Pocilloporidae. The record is from RefSeq and is a predicted model, not a curated record. Gene Ontology annotation, molecular function: protein binding.